AUGCCGAAAUUCUCCUUGUAUGCAAGGCUCCGUGCAGCUGGCGAGGAGGCUGGCAGGGACCGGCUGCGUGCGCGGCUCGUGUGGCUCCUGGUGGUGGCGGAGACGAUCUCCAUGCUUUGCUUUCCUCAAGUGGCCACCCUCACGCACGGAGCGUUCUUUCUGAUCCCGCUGGGGGCGCUCUUGCUAGCUGCCGCGAUCCGUCUUUGCUCCAGGCCUCGCAUCCUGCUGGCUGAGCCACUUUGCGUCCUUUGGCCUGACAUCCAUUCACGACAUGGCCUGGCGCGCGAGCAGGCGCCCAACCUUUGCUUUGGUGGCUUCGUGUGGGUGUUGAAGCUUGUGUGCUGUUUGACUUUCUGGGCGAACCCGGCUGCCAUCAGCCUGCUGGAGGACAGUUGCCCUGACUCA
This is a messenger RNA of Symbiodinium sp. CCMP2456, 405 nucleotides long. The record is from the annotation of a GenBank genome assembly. NCBI's taxonomy places the organism in Eukaryota, Dinophyceae, Suessiales, Symbiodiniaceae.